Exophiala dermatitidis NIH/UT8656 is the source of this 3309-nucleotide messenger RNA. RefSeq lists its product as uncharacterized. Lineage: Eukaryota; Fungi; Ascomycota; Eurotiomycetes; Chaetothyriales; Herpotrichiellaceae. The record is from RefSeq and is a predicted model, not a curated record. The transcript has a single exon. Bases 1 to 3309 code for a protein of 1102 amino acids. Gene Ontology annotation, molecular function: protein binding. Gene Ontology annotation, biological process: response to starvation; autophagy. Gene Ontology annotation, cellular component: cytoplasm.
AUGCCAGCAUACCACAAAGCAGAUUCCGCCGAGACAAGGAAGACACACUCCUAUCUGGACGCAACUACUCCCGAAGACCAAUCCGCAGUGGCUGAACAAGAAAGACCCUCGAGAGCUGGGAAGAGGAAGACAAAGAAUGCGGUUGCCAAACGGCUCCACGACUUUGACAAUGCCGAUAAGACGGCAGUUGCAAAGCAGAUGGAUGAACACCCAUCGGCUUCACCACCACAGCCCCGGUCGCUUCUCGGACAACUUGAACUGAAUCAAGGGUUUACCAGGCAUGGGAGAGAUGACACCUUGAAUACCUUGAACGAUCUGAACUCUACUCGAAAGGUCUCAGACGACUAUGCUCUACCGGCCGAUGCCUGGCCUCGCCAAACCAGCUAUGGCAAGAGCCCGACAGAUGAGCCAUAUUCAGGCCUGAAUGCUCCCCCUGCGCCGUCCUACGAACCUGGCUUCAGUGCUCGAGGAGGCUUCCAAGCGAGAAGCCCGCCUGUCUCGCCCCCGUCCCGAAAGGCAAGACCGAUCAGCUACGGUGGGGGCAUGCCUGCCAUGCCUGCCAUGCCGAGUCAUUCGAGAAUGUCGACGUCUCCAUAUGCAUAUGGCAUGAGUCCCUACGGUUCGCCUCCAGCGUUGCCUCACCUUCCACAGCAGCACUUCUACGGCCCUCACGAUGUUGACCUGGGCUUGGCCAAGGCCACGGCGCACAUGCACCUUUCGCAGCCGUCCACAGUGAAGUUUAGCUCCAUUCCAGGAGUUGGACAUGAGCGUAGUCGAGCAGUGUUCAUGAUGGGCGAUGGUAAUCUGGACAUCCUCAGUUAUAACGGCGAGAAGGUGGACCACAUAGGCAGUCUGAGAGGUGUGGAAGGCACCAUAUUAGACGCUUGCUUUUUAACUUGGAGUGCGGACGAGGACCCAUUCGCCGGAUACCGCCCGUUAGUCGCCAUCACUGUUCACGGUCCAAGCAAUGUUGGAUUUGAUACCUCCACACCCGAUGGCCUCAGUGUUCAUGACGGCCAGGAAGCUGUUCUCGAGACCAAGGUGAUCGUGUACUCACUACGCAAAGCCUGCCAUAUCGCAGAGCUACUGCGAGUACCAGCUCCGCUACCCCCUUUCCCAGGCGGCUUCCCUAACUCUGGUCCCAUUGCCACCUUGAAACUGCAUGCGAGUGGGAAUUUCAUGGUUGUGUCUUGUGGCAGCAGCGGCGAGGUUUUUGUCUUCUCUGUUAGGAAAUGUCAAGAGGCCGGUGCAUUCGUGUGCUUGGGCAAGUACUGGACCACGCUUCAACCACAAAUCCAGAGGCGAGACUCGUCUUAUGAACCUUCCUCUGAGCCAGAGAUCUCGCCGGCCGAUCUCGGGCGUGCUCAAGAGAGCGAUGACGCCCCCAUUCUUAGCUUGAGCGGCCGUUGGCUGGCAUUCUGUCCUGCCAGUGCCUCCUCUCGGCGAUCGGUUGGGGCCAUUCUGGGAAGGUCAGUUAUUCACACCAAGAACUCGACGAUCACUUCAGGGACUGCUCCCCCCAAGCCCGUCGUCAGUUGUGAAGUGGAAUCCCCUGAUGCAGACACUUUCCUCGGCAAAGUCGCGAAAGGUUUUGCGCAGGAAGCGGUAAGAAGCGCGAAAUGGAUAAGUGAGAAGGGUUUCCAGACGUGGCACAACUACUGGAAAAAAGACACAACGAACAAUCAGCAGUCACCUGCCGUUGCUCCGUCGAGUCCUCCUAUGUAUUCUCCUCGUCCCAACUUCGCGCAAUUUCCGCCGACACAUGGGCCUGACCAACAGGACGCUUCGAAGGAUCCCGAAGUGAUCACAGUCCUCGACUUACGUCUCUUGCAGGAAAAUCAUAGCAAAAAGGGUGUCGAUUUCACCCCGUUAGCCACGUUUAAGCCACCAGGAGGCUGCAGCUUCCUUUCCUUCAUGCCCAAUGGUUUAUGCCUAUUUACGGCCAGUUGCAAAGGUGAUGUCCACUACGUUUGGGAUUUGAUGCAGCUCAAGUAUCUAAGGAGUUCGGCCGCUCUCUCAGCAUCAGAGACUGGACGUGUCCGACAGAUCGCGAGAUAUGAACGCCUGAGCCCUUCUACCAUUGUUGACCUCGCGUGGGACGGACCAACAGGCCCUCGUUUUGCUCUCCUCACCAAGAACAGAACGGUGCACAUCUUUGAUUUGCCUCGAACUGCAUUUCAAUGGCCACCGCCACGCCCCAAAGAACACCGACCCACGUCUGCUCCUGCCAAUCAACCAAACGUGACGAUUGAGCAUGAAGCUGUGCCACCCGGCGGCUUCCUUGCUUCAGCGAUGAGUCUUGCAGCAAAAACACAGCCAAUGCUUGCAAACCUAAGAGGAAGAGCACCCAGUAUCAACGGAGGACUUAGCAGUAUUGGUGCUUCUGGGUUUGGGCUUGCAUCUGCUACAGGGAUCAAGAGUGGCAGAGCAGUCGCCGCAGGGCUUAGUAAGUCACUCGGCGCUGCUACUGAGACUGUGACCAGCCUCCGACAUGCAAAUCAGAGCAGGCUUUCUCUGAAAACUGCAGUCCGAGCAGACAUGCUUUGUUGGCAGGAACGGGAUGGCAAGUCUGUUUUGUCUGUUCUCGAUUCGGCCAGUAUCCGAAACUACCACGUCCGCAUGACCAAACCCAGAGAGACCCGGCAAAAAGAUACGGUAUCAGUGUUUGAUGCGCGGAAAGCUGUUGCUUGCAAACUCCCCAAGACCGCAGACCUACUCUCCGACACAGGACUGCCCAACGAAGAGAGUAAUUCACUAUCGGCCUUCUGGAGGUUUCGCGCUGGUAGAGAUGGACCUGCGAAAACGCCACACCCACUGGCUUUUGCUGAAAUCGAAACCAACGCUCCCUAUCAACCAUUCCAUUCCGACCGCAGAGUGGCAAUCUGCUUGUUGAGAGAAGGUAAUCUUGCAUCUUCGUCUCAGACCACACCAUGGCGUACAUCAACUCCUGGCUGGGCCAACGCCGUAUCUGGUUCAGACGCUUGGGUAUUUGGCACUGAUAUCCAAUCCCGGAAAUUGAACAUAACUGGCUGCUCCGAUCAAGUCCAGGGCGAGCGAUCUGUGAUCUAUCGAGAGACCACCAUGGCUCCCCAGGUCAACACUUUGGGCCAAGUGUCGGGCGAAGUUCUGGAUAACAGCGUCAGCCAUAUUAUUAGUAGUACUAAGAAGCGAAAAAGCAAGAGAGCCCGUAUCCCCACACAAAUCUUCGACGACGAGGAGACGGUUGAAAUUGGUCUGGGUGCUACCAGGCCACAAGGCAGCCUUGAUCCGGACUUUGACCUGCUGGAGACUGAUCACUCACCGAGGUAG